Penicillium olsonii is the source of this 585-nucleotide messenger RNA. The record is from the annotation of a GenBank genome assembly. NCBI's taxonomy places the organism in Eukaryota, Fungi, Ascomycota, Eurotiomycetes, Eurotiales, Aspergillaceae.
AUGCAUUGCCGCUCUUGGCGCAUACCCUGCGUCUACUCUUUACGGAGAUUCGUCUCCCGGGCUGAUCAGGACGUUCAGAUCGCGAGGGAUUGGCUUAAGACCCUCAAUGCCAAAACAGUCCCCCGCCACAUCUGCGAGGUCUCGUUCAGCCGGUCCAGCGGUCCGGGCGGACAAAAUGUGAACAAGUCAGUACAACUCCACUUGAUGAUCAAUAGCAUGCUGAUCGGGUCCAGAGUCAAUUCCAAGGCCACUUUAAGAGUCCCCCUGGACGCAUUAUUGCCCAUGAUCCCGCGGUUGAUUCAUCAGCCCCUGCGGGAAUCACGCUAUGUCGCCGACCGCUCCCAAUCCUUGGUGAUUCAAGCCGACGAGGAACGAAAACAGACUAACAAUGUGGAGUCGUGUUAUGACAAGCUCCUCCACUUGUUACAGGAUUCGGCAAAGGCGGCCAUUCCGGGGGAAACUUCCCGAGAGCAGCGAGAGCGAGUGCACAAGUUGCAACGGGCAUCAAAUGAGGGCCGCAUCAAGGCCAAAAAGCAACACAGUGACAAGAAGAACAGCCGGCGAGGAAGUAAACAUGACGAUUAG